Messenger RNA from Paramecium sonneborni, 1940 nucleotides. NCBI's taxonomy places the organism in Eukaryota, Ciliophora, Oligohymenophorea, Peniculida, Parameciidae. The record is from the annotation of a GenBank genome assembly.
AUGCAUCAAUAAUUGCCGCCAGAAUAACUAGAUCGACUUAUUUGUUUAGAAGCUAGAAUUCAUAAAAAAUCGAAAGAGGAAAUCAUUUAGGAGCAAUAUAUACAGAUAGAAAAUGAGAAACAUAUAGAUGAAAAUGAUCGCAAUAAAAAUAAUAUGGAUUCUAAUAAAAAGUCUGAUGAUCUAAAAUGUUCAUAAAAUAGUGAAAAUUCUCCUUAAAAAUUAUUUACAUCACAAAAUUUGAGUCCAGUUUAAAAGAAAAAUAUAAUUGUAAAGAAGCAUUCAUAGUAAAAGAAAAAAAAAAAGACUAAAGAGGGAUAAUAAAAAGAUGUAUAUUGAUUGAAAAAUUCAUAGAUAACUUAGUAUUUGUAGUAUUAAAAAAAGUAAUAAAAAGCAAAGAAGUGUGAAUAAAAAUUAAUUGAGUAUUCAAUUUAAGAUUCUCCUUUUAAAAAUAAAAGCCCAAUACCUAAUGAUCCAACAUUAGAAAAAUAACUUAAAGAUAAAUAAAACUAGAUUGCAAUAUCUGAGAUAAAAAUAAAAGAACUAGAAACUCACAAUUCUGAACUUCGUGAAACAAUAUCAGUAUAUGUAUGAAAAAUACUUUUUAGUCUUUAACUGAAUAGUAAUUAAAGAUGUAGGAUAUAGUUAAAUAAUUUGCAAUAGAAAAUGAGAGGCUUAAAAAAUAAUAAUUCUAAAUUUAAUUACAAACAAAUAGAGUUAGAUUAGGUGAAUAUGUAAUUUAAAGAGAGAAAACAGCUUUAGUUGAUGUUUGGAUAGAUGGAUAAGAAUUACGGUAAGCAAAAGAAUAGUCAAAAAAGUUGGAGAAUUUAAAGGCGGAAUAUGAAAAUAAAAAGAAAAAUUGUAAAAAUAAAGAGGAACAAGAAAUGAGAACUAUAAAUGUAAAACUAAACUUUUUAAUAAAAGAGGAAUAAUAAUUAUAAGAAACGUUAGAUAGAUUAGAGAUAGAGAAGAACUUACAUAUAAAGUAAUUAAAGCGAGUUUACGAAGAAGAACAUUCAAGAUUUACAAAAAAUAAUGAUUAUCCAUUAAUAGGUGAAAGAUAUUAAGUAUUAAGUUUAUUAGGAAAGGGUGGAUUUAGUGAAGUUUAUAAAGUAUUAUAUAAAUAUUACAAUUAGGCUUAUGAUAUUUAAGAAUUAAGAGAAGUGGCAUGUAAAAUUCAUUAGUUAAAUUCUAAUUGGUCAGAUCAUGCAAAACAAAAUUAUAUUAGACAUGCAAUAAGAGAAAAUAGAGUUCAUAAAGAAUUGAAUCAUCCUCAUAUAGUGAAAUUAUAUGAUUCUGUUGAGAUUGAUAAAUCUUCAUUUUGUACUGUUUUAGAAUUAUGUGAUGGUCCUGAUCUAGCUUAUUAUAUUAAAAAAUAUAAAUAGUUUUAAGAAAAGGAAGCUAAAUUAUUAAUUGGAUAAAUAAUCUCAGCAAUUAAAUACUUAAAUAAUCAUAAGAAUAAAAUUAUUCAUUAUGAUCUGAAACCAUAAAAUAUAUUAUUCCAUUUAAAUGAGCUUAAAAUAUCAGAUUUUGGGUUAUGUAAAGUUUUAGAAGAUGAUAAUUCAAAAUUAUAACUUACUUCAUAAGGAGUAGGUACUUAUUGGUAUUUACCUCCAGAAUGUUUUCAUAUGGGUGAUUAACCUCCUAAUAUUUCUAGUAAAGUCGAUAUUUGGAGUAUUGGUGUAAUCUUUUUUGAAAUGCUAUUUGGUUAAAAACCAUUUGGUUAAGGGGUGAGCCAAGAAAAGAUAUUAAAAGAAUAAGUUAAUAAUUUAUUUAAUUUUUAGAUAAUAGUAAAAUCUUAAUCAGUGACGUUUCCUUAGAAACCAAUAAUCUCAAAUGAAUGUAAAGAAUUCAUCAGAGCUUGUCUAGCCUAUAAUCAAGUAGAUCGUUUGGAUGUUCAUUAGGCAUCCAAUCAUUCUUACUUUUAGAAAAAAUUAAAUUGA